CCAUUCGGGGUUCAGGACAGAACACUCACCAUGGAGUCUGGGCUGAGCUGGGUUGUCCUUGUUGCUAUUUUACAAGGUGUCCAGUGUGAGGUGCAGCUGGUGGAGUCUGGGGGAGGCCUGAUGCAGCCAGGGGGGUCUCUGAGAUUCUCUUGUGCAGCGUCUGGGUUCACCUUCAUUAGCUAUCCCAUGCGCUCGGUCCGCCAGGCUCCAGGGAAGGGGCUGGACAGGGUCUCAGUUAGUAGUAGUAGUGGUGGUAGCACAUACUAUGCAGACUCGGUGAAGGGCCAAUUCACCAUCUCCAGAGACAACUCCAAGAACACGCUGUAUCUGCAAAUGAACAACCUGAGAUCUGAGGACACGGCCGUGUAUUACUGUGUGAGAUACACAGUGAGGGGAAGUCAGUGUGAGCCCAGACACAAACCUCCUUUCAGGGAGACAGGAGGGGGGAUGCAGGGGGCACUCAAGACAUACAACUGUGUGUUUCAGCCCCUGGAGCAGGUGCAGAUGCCCUUCAGCAACAUUUCAUUCCUGGGCAAAGAGUCCCCCAGGCUUCAGGAGGGGGACCCCAGACAUUUUCUGGGCUUCAUGAAUCUCAUCUGCAAGAAGAUGAAUCCACUGUGGUUCUUCCUCUUUCUGGUGUCAGUUCCCAGAGGUGUCCUGACCCAGGGGCAGCUGCAGGAGUCGGGACCCAGCCUGGUGAAGCCCUCCCAGACCCUCUCCCUCACCUGCACUGUCUCCGGAUUCUCAUUAACCAGUUAUGGUGUAGGCUGUGUCCGACAGCCUCCGGGAAACUGGCUGGAGUGGGUUGGUGAGAUGUGUUAUAGUGGAAGCGCAUAUUAUAACCCAACUCUGAAGUCCCGGCUCAGCAUCACCAGGGACACCUCCAAGAGCCAAGUCUAUUUAUCACUGAGCAGCCUGACAACUGAAGACACCGCCGUGUAUUACUGUGCGAAAGACACAGUGAGGGGAAGUCAGUGUGUCCUGUCCCAGGUGCUGGUGCAGGAAUCGGGCCCAGGACUAUUGACGACCCCCUCCCUCACCUGCUCAGUCUCUGGAUUCUCCAUCACACACAGUGCUGACUGCUGGGACUGGAUCCCUCAGCUCCCAGGGAAAGGGCUGGAGUGA
This is a messenger RNA of Balaenoptera musculus (blue whale), 1125 nucleotides long. RefSeq lists its product as uncharacterized. Gene Ontology annotation, molecular function: antigen binding; immunoglobulin receptor binding. The record is from RefSeq and is a predicted model, not a curated record. Gene Ontology annotation, biological process: defense response to bacterium; B cell receptor signaling pathway; complement activation, classical pathway. Gene Ontology annotation, cellular component: blood microparticle; external side of plasma membrane; immunoglobulin complex, circulating. NCBI's taxonomy places the organism in Eukaryota, Metazoa, Chordata, Mammalia, Artiodactyla, Balaenopteridae.